Molecule: messenger RNA, 2256 nt
Organism: Phaedon cochleariae (mustard beetle)
Lineage: Eukaryota; Metazoa; Arthropoda; Insecta; Coleoptera; Chrysomelidae
Source: the annotation of a GenBank genome assembly
AUGGAACCGAGCAAAGAAAACCAACUGAAGCCUUCACGAACGGCAUACAGGAGAUUAUCAGAAGAAGCCGAUAUCCUGGUACCUAGGCCUAGCAUCGUGCUACCACAAUUGCAAGAAACAGAGAAAAAGUUUUUCGAACUUGUCGCCACAGGCGACGUCGUGGUAGUCAGAGAAUACCUCGAAAACCACCCAGCUCUCAACAUCAACUGCACCAACUUCCAAGGUGUAUCAGCCCUCUUGAUCUCCGUCCAAUCCCACGCCGAAACCAUGGUGGAGUUCCUGCUCACCCAACCAGGCAUCGACAUAGGCGACUGCGUACUGCAUGCCGUCAGAGACGGCCACGCCGCCAUCUUGACCCUGCUUUUGGACAAGCUGGCACAGACUUCUCCCAGCCUGGAAUUCGUCGGCGUCACGCGCAGCUCCGACUUUCCCGAUCACGUGACACCGCUGAUACUCGCCGCCCAGUGCGGCCACUACGAGAUCAUCAAGAUGCUGAUCGAGAGAGGGCACUCGAUCAGCAAGCCUCAUCCGCCGUCGUGCAGGUGCUCAGACUGCAGAGUGCGCCUGGAACACGACGACCUCCUCCAUGCCGAGAGCCUGCGCCUCAACCUAUACAGGGCGGUCGCCAAUCCAGCGUACAUCUGCUAUUCCACGCACGAUCCCAUCCUGGCAGCUUUCCAUCUCAGCCAAGAGUUGAAAGAAUCCUCUUUCUUGGUGCCCGAGUUCAGAACGGCUUACGCCGAACUGGCCUCGGAAAUAAGCAUGUUCGCAGUGGAUCUGAUCGCAUGCUGUAGGAGCACCAACGAGAUGGAGCUGAUACUCACUCAGAGCGCUGGGAUGCACUCCAGCAGCAUGUUUAUGUUCCCCAGACUGGUCCUCGCCAUGGACUACAAGCAGAAAACCUUCGUGGCCCAUCCCAACACCCAGCAAAUCGUCGAAGCAGCUUGGUGUGGCGACUGGCACGAAUACAAAAUCAAAUCGCGCCCCGUCAGAUUCCUCUACCCCGUCCUGAGGGCAAUCACCCUCCCCUUCCUAACCCUCAUGUGCCUCAUCACCCCCAACCACGCCAUGGUCAAGCACUGGAACAUCCCCCUGAACAAGAUGAUCAGCCAUGUAUCAGCCUACAUGGUCUUCCUCGUCAUCAUCUUCUUGGAAUCCAACCUGGACAAGACCGGACAGAAAAGGAAGCCCCCGAACUCCGGACUCGAGCCUGUCAUCGUGGUGUUCGUGGCAGGAAAUAUUUGGGCUAUCAUCCGCAUGCUCAUCCUGUCAGGGCCGUCCAGAUACUUCAGAUCCAUGUGGAACUGGCACUCCAUCAUCAACAACAUCCUGUUCGUACUCACGUUUCUCUUCUGGCUCGCCAGUUACUUUGAUGCCAUCAACAACGACCAGGUGGAUCUGGAGCGCAAGUACUGGCACCAGUUGGACCCUCUGCUGAUCGCAGAAGGCUGCUUCGCCAUAGCGACCAUCAUGGCCUUCUUCAAGCUCAUGUUCUUCUGUCGGCUGAACUACUACAUGGGGCCCUUGCAGAUAUCCCUGGGGAAAAUGUGCGCCGACUUGGCCAAGUACGUCAUCAUAUUCGUGAUAGUGAUCGUUUCUUUCUCAGCUGGCAUGUGCAGGUUCUAUCAGUACUACGACAGCAUGGUCAAGAUUGACGAGAACCAAAUCAAGACGCAGCAGGUGACUUCCUUCAUAGACUUCAGCUCGACGCUGAAGACUUUUUUCUGGGCUAUACUGUGCAUGGCGCCCCUAGAAUCGGCGGACGUGAUCAUAGAAAAUCUGCCGGGCGAUACUGCCGACAGCACCAUUACAAACUCGCACGAUUUCACGGAAGCCGUAGGCUACAUAGCUUUCGCUCUAUUCGAGGUGCUCAUCGUCGUUAUGAUCCUCAAUAUGCUCAUAGCCACAAUGUCGGCGACAUUUCAACGCGUCAUAGACAACUUGGAUGUGGAGUGGACGUUCGGAAAAACGGAUUUCUACUUAGAGUAUAUGCUACAAUCUGUGACUCCUUCUCCGUUCAAUCUGAUCCCGACACCUGGCGGUAUCAGCAGUUUCAUGGAGCUCAUGCAGGGAGCUGUUCCGUCAUCAGAUAAGAAUAUGAAUGAGUUGGAAUACCCAGCGCUGAUGACCCUGUUGGUACAGAGGUAUUUCAGGGAGAAGGACACCGAUAGUGCGGCUGCGACUGAGAUGGAUGUCUUUAGACAGGAAAUUCAUGAGCUCAAGAUGCUUUUGAACAACAUAAUUGAAGGGAAAUGA